UACUCCUUCCCCUCUCCCAACCUGGCCACCCACCAUGGCCUCACAUCGUCAAGCAGUUUUCAAUGAUCAACCUUACGUAGACCCGAACCCUUUGCCCACUUCCGUCCCACCUGUGGACGAGUUAGGAACAACAAGUGCCCCUUUGAAAUCGGCCAGUUUUUUCAUCGGACAGUAUUGUAAGGAUGUGAAUGAGGAUUUCAUGCUAUGUAAAUCGGAAAAUAGAGAUCCUGCUCAUUGUCUGAAGGAAGGACGUAAAGUCACUCGGUGUGCUUCAGAGUUGAUACGGAAAAUGAGAGAAUCUUGUUUGGCGGAGUUUGAUGCUCAUUGGCAAUGUCUAGAGAAGAAUAAUCAGUAUCUUCAAGCAUGCAGGGUACCCGAGAAAGCGCUCAACAAUUGUGUCUUCACGAAAUUAAACCUAACCAAAACCAUUCCUGGCUCACCAGAGGGUCAACCUCAAGUGCACGAAAAGGAGAAACCGAUCUUUACCCGUGUACAAAAGUAGAUUCACUUGCCGUAGACGAAGCAUGCCAGCAUAGCAUCCA
Molecule: messenger RNA, 542 nt
Organism: Tremella mesenterica DSM 1558
Lineage: Eukaryota; Fungi; Basidiomycota; Tremellomycetes; Tremellales; Tremellaceae
Exons: 5
Coding region: 35-502 (155 amino acids)
Biological process (GO): mitochondrial electron transport, NADH to ubiquinone
Source: RefSeq, a predicted model, not a curated record